Molecule: messenger RNA, 916 nt
Organism: Panicum virgatum (switchgrass)
Lineage: Eukaryota; Viridiplantae; Streptophyta; Magnoliopsida; Poales; Poaceae
Product: syntaxin-32-like
Exons: 5
Coding region: 1-717 (238 amino acids)
Biological process (GO): endoplasmic reticulum to Golgi vesicle-mediated transport; vesicle fusion; intracellular protein transport
Cellular component (GO): SNARE complex; endomembrane system; Golgi membrane
Molecular function (GO): SNAP receptor activity; SNARE binding
Source: RefSeq, a predicted model, not a curated record
AUGGCGGGCCCGGCCUCGGGGAGGCGGGACGUUACAAAGGACAUCACUGCCUUGAAGGCUGCUGUUUCAGACCUUCAGCUUCUCUCCAAUUCACAAAACGAGGGUGUGAACAUUUCACAAGAUGCAGCGAAUCAUUCAACGGCGAUAGUGGACAUCCUGAAAGAAGCCCUAAUGAACACCACAAAGGAAUUCAACGAAGUCUUGACCACAAGGACAAAGAGCUUGAGGGUCCAUCAAGACAGAAGAAAUAUUUUCUCUUUGUCAGCUUCAGGGGAUGGAUCAAAUCCUUCCGUCAACCAGGAUCAACCAUCUGAGUCCACACCUUGUGCACCAUGGGCUGUUAACUCUGCUUCUAACUCUUUGUUUCAUAGGCAGAGAAAUAGAGGUGAUAUAUCUUGUUCAUCUGGGAAGCAGCAGCAGUUAGCAGUCCAGCAGGACAGUUACAUACAGAGCAGAGCAGAGGCUAUUCAAAACUUGGAAUCAACCACCAACGAGCUGACCCAAAUUUUCAGACAACUAGCAACUAUGGUUUCUCAGCAAGGAGAGGUAGCAGUCAGGAUCCAUGAGAACAUGGAUGACACUCUGGUUAAUGUAGAGGGUGCCCAAGAGCAACUCCUCAAGCAUCUCAACAAUAUAUCAUCUAACAGGUGGCUGAUGAGCAAGAUCUUCAUUGUGCUCAUUAUUUUCCUCUUGAUAUUUGUACUCUUCAUCACGUGAUACCUGUGCAAAUCCCGAUACAUCGCACAGCUGAUGAAGUGCAUAUUUUAUUAUAGGUAUGUUUAGUUAAAGGAUGCAUUAUGUAUAGCAUUUUCACCGGUUGAUACUUUCCACAUUGAAACACAGCAUUUUUUUUUCUAUGAAAAGUGCUACCGUGGUCCUAUUUCAAAGUUGCAAUAACUUCAAAUUAGUUUAAUUA